AUGAAGCUACGAAAUGAGCUGCUGUGUAUAUUGAGUACAAGUGUCGCGACUUGUCUCGCAUCGUGUGCCUCCUCGCCCUUGAUCGACUGCCUCAACGACAAAAACGUACCGCUCAAGCUGUCUUGCGAUACGGACUGGAACGACGCCUCUUCUGCUUACAAUGUCCGGCUCCCGGUGACUCCGGCUGUUAUUGUCGUGCCCGAGGUAGACACGCAGCUGGGCGAUGCCGUCGCAUGCGCCGGCCAGAAUGAUGUUCAUGUUCAGGCUCGGUCGGGCGGUCACUCCUACGCAUCAUACGGUCUCGGCGGCGUGGACGGUGCCAUGAUAGUGGAUUUGCAAACUUUCAACUCCGUAACCAUGGCUUCCGACAGCGAGGACGAGGUCUUUGUCGGCGGUGGUGUUCGCUUGGGCAACAUGGCGCAGGCAAUCUACGAUGCCGGCAAGCGAGCCCUGGGUCACGGAACUUGUCCAGGCGUGGGCAUCGGCGGACACGCCACCCAUGGUGGUUACGGAUUCUCGUCGCGAUCUUUCGGAUUGGCGGUCGAUCAGAUUACUGCACUGGAUGUUGUCCUUGCCAAUGGCACCAUCACAACUGCCACCUCGGACAGCAACCCUGACUUGUACUGGGCUCUACGUGGCGCUGCAGAUUCCAUUGGCAUAGUCACUGGUUUCCAUAUGAAGACUUCGCCUGCCCCUGAGCAGGUCGUGAACUUCAUGUAUGACGUAUCACAGUCAAACGCUGCCAACGUAUCGGCUGCUGUCGACGCAUUCCUCAAAGUGCAAGACUUUGUGCGCAACGCUUCGUCCAUUGACCGUAACCUCGGUCUCGGUCUCACGCUGGGUAAGAACAGUGGCACUGUCAUCUUCCAGCUGGAGGGAACUUAUUUCGGCUCUCUGGAGGAGUACACUGCGAAUGUGGAACCCCUUCUCCUCCAGGGCCUCCAGGCAUCGACAAGCAAUGUCAAGCAGUACGACUGGCCAUCAUCACUUGCGGCACUGGCUGGGUCCAGCUUGACGCCCCCAUCACCGUACAACCUUCACCAAAAUUUCUUCGCCAAGAGUGUCAUGGUUCCAGAACCUGGAAUGACCGAAGAGGCUUUACAGAACUAUUUUGAAUACCUUUUCAACGGUCCCACAUCUCCAACCCCAUUCUACGUCCUCAUUGACCUCUGGGGUGGUGCAGACAGUCAAAUCAACACAAAAGACACGAACUUCGCCUCUUUCCCAUUCCGGGAUACUCUCUGGGUCGCCCAACACUAUGCCUAUUUUACCGAAACUGAGGAAUUCCCAGCCGAGGGCAUCACCUUCCUCCAGGGGCUCAACGACGCAAUGACCGAGAAGCUGCCAGCCUCGCACAUGUACCAAAACUAUGUUGACCCUACUCUCACUCGGGACGAAGCACACGCCCAGUACUACACCCCCGAAAUUGUAACACGGUUGCAACAGAUCAAGGCAGCUUAUGACCCGGACAAUGUCUUUGUCAACCCGCAAUCGAUAUAA
Pestalotiopsis fici W106-1 is the source of this 1500-nucleotide messenger RNA. RefSeq lists its product as uncharacterized. The transcript has 3 exons. Gene Ontology annotation, molecular function: oxidoreductase activity; FAD binding. Bases 1 to 1500 code for a protein of 499 amino acids. Lineage: Eukaryota; Fungi; Ascomycota; Sordariomycetes; Amphisphaeriales; Sporocadaceae. The record is from RefSeq and is a predicted model, not a curated record.